Oryctolagus cuniculus (rabbit) is the source of this 1583-nucleotide messenger RNA. RefSeq names its product NIN1 (RPN12) binding protein 1 homolog (gene NOB1). Gene Ontology annotation, molecular function: RNA endonuclease activity. Gene Ontology annotation, biological process: ribosomal small subunit biogenesis; maturation of SSU-rRNA. Gene Ontology annotation, cellular component: preribosome, small subunit precursor. The record is from RefSeq and is a predicted model, not a curated record. NCBI's taxonomy places the organism in Eukaryota, Metazoa, Chordata, Mammalia, Lagomorpha, Leporidae.
GGGACGCAGCGACGGGCGGAAGCUUCGCGCGCAUGCGUGCUACGCGCUCGCCUGCCAAAAUGGCGCCUGUGGACCACGUCGUGGCGGACGCCGGGGCGUUCCUGCGGGACGCGGCUCUGCAGGACAUCGGGAAGAACAUCUACACCAUCCGCGAGGUAGUCACCGAGAUCCGGGACAAGGCCACGCGCCGGCGGCUCGCAGUGCUGCCCUACGAGCUGCGGUUCAAGGAGCCCUUCCCGGAGUACGUGCGCCUGGUGACUGAGUUUUCAAAGAAAACCGGAGACUACCCCAGCCUCUCUGCCACGGAUAUCCAGGUGCUGGCGCUCACUUACCAGCUGGAAGCAGAGUUUGUUGGGGUGUCUCACCUAAAGCAAGAACCGGAAAAGGCUAAAGUGAGCUCCUCAAUUCGGCACCCAGAAGCUCCUGUCAACAUUUUGGGGUUCCACCUGCCUUCUAAGCCCAAAUGCCCACAAGACACUGUGGAUCGUGGACACCAAGCCAGCGAGCCAGAGGACCUGGAAUUCAGCUCCUUUGUGUUCUGGAGAAACCCGCUGCCUAACAUCGACCAGGAGCUCCAGGAGCUGCUGAUGGACGGAGGUGAGGAGGAGGAAGAGAAUGGAUUUGAAGAGAGCAAAGAGGACAGUGAUGACGACGGGGGUGGGUGGAUAACCCCCAGCAACAUCAAGCAGAUCCAGCAGGAGCUGGAGCAGUGUGACGACCCCAAGGACGUGCGAGUUGGCUGUGUGACCACAGACUUCGCCAUGCAGAACGUUCUGCUGCAGAUGGGACUGCACGUGCUGGCGGUGAACGGCAUGCUGAUCCGCGAGGCCCGGAGCUACAUCUUGCGCUGCCACGGCUGUUUCAGGACAACGUCUGACAUGAACCGAGUGUUCUGUGCCCACUGCGGGAACAAGACCCUGAAGAAAGUGUCCGUGACCGUCAGUGACGACGGCACCCUGCACAUGCACUUCUCACGCAACCCCAAGGUGCUGAACCCCCGAGGCCUGCGGUACUCACUCCCCAUGCCCAAGGGAGGCAAGUACGCCAUCAACCCCCACCUGACCGAGGACCAGCGCUUCCCCCAGCUGCGACUGUCCCGCAAGGCCCGGCAGAAGACCGACGUGUUCGCCCCCGACUACGUGGCCGGGGUGUCUCCCUUCGCCGAGAACGACAUCUGCAGCCGCUCAGCCGCCCUGCAGCUCCGGGACAGCGCCCUGGGAGGAGGGAGGAGGCGCUUAAAUCCCAACGCUUCCAGAAAGAAGUUCGUGAAGAAGCGGUGACGCGCAUCCCCCCCACCCCCCAUGCUCACCCCGGCUGCGGGGUGAGGUGGCCUGGUGACUGCUCUCCCCGGCCGAGGAACUGUCGCGUGGCCCGAGGGCCCCGGCCGUGUGCUGGAGGCUUGGUGCCCGGGAAGAAGGCGCGGCUGAGGGUGACAUCUCACAGCCGUGGAUGCGGGCUUCUGUGUGCUGUGGUUAAAUAGACCAUAUUUUUGUUGCUUGGCUAAUAUGCAAGGUUUGUAUUCAGUGAUGAAAUGUUUAUAUUUAUCUUGUCAAAAAAUGUUCACAUAAAACUAGGAACUGAAA